Molecule: messenger RNA, 288 nt
Organism: Ceratina calcarata
Lineage: Eukaryota; Metazoa; Arthropoda; Insecta; Hymenoptera; Apidae
Product: fatty acid synthase-like
Exons: 1
Source: RefSeq, a predicted model, not a curated record
GUUAGAUGCUUGGGUUACCGCGGCCGUUUCUUAGAAAUUGGUAAAUUCGAUUUGGCUUCUAAUAAUAAAUUGGGAAUGGAGAUAUUUUUGAAAGAAAUAACUUUUCAUGGAGUUUUAUUGGAUGGCGUGAUCGGCGGUAUGUCGCCUGUUCUACGAGAAGAAAUGUAUAAUUUUCUUAAUAAACAAUUGAAAGAUAGGGCUAAAGCUAUCAAUCCGCUAGUACGGAAAACCUUCCAGACGGAUCAGUUGGAAGAAGCAUUCAGGUACAUGGCAGCCGGAAAGCAUAUU